AUGGAUUCACAAUAGAUUGAUUGUCCACUCUCAGAAUUGAUGACUAAUGAAGAAAUAAGAGAAUGGGCUUUUUCAUUGGAUCCUCAACCUGAAAAGAAAAGCAAAUUAAAUUCUUCUAUGCCUCAAAUAAGCAGUUCAGCUACUAUCAAUAGGGCUUGUCAAAAACAAUAAGAAUUUAAGACCAAAUAAGUCCCUCGAAUUAUUUAAACACCAUAAUAAGCACCUUUUUAAUUAGAAAAUCAAAAACAAAAAAAAGAAAUCAUUCAUCGUUUAAAACUUUAAAAUAGAUUAAUGAAAGAAAUGAUUUAGUAAUAAAAAGACUUAUUAGAACAAAUGAAAAAGGCUUGA
Paramecium primaurelia is the source of this 348-nucleotide messenger RNA. Lineage: Eukaryota; Ciliophora; Oligohymenophorea; Peniculida; Parameciidae. The record is from the annotation of a GenBank genome assembly.